AAACGACAGCCAGAAGGAUAGCAGAACCGCUUUACCAGCUGCUUCGAGCGGUCUUGCACUUCAAAAGAAAGAGCCACUGCGGCCGUCAGUAUUUGGGGAUAUCGAUGGCAACAGCAGUGGCGAUGCUAGCGGGAACGAGGGCGGCGGCGGCGAGCAUAGGUUCAAUUGUGAGCUGCUAGAGGCUAAAGAAGCGGCGAACAAAAAGAAACGUAAUAUGACCACGUUCCUGGAGGAGCUCAAGCGAGGCCAGGAGCAGAGACAGAAGAAGCAGGCUCGCCGGACGAGAUCAGGCGGGCCCCUAGGACACCCCGCCGAGCAUAAAGGCAGCAGCACUACCGGCGGCACCUCCAAACCCAGCACAAUAACCGAGGAUGCGACCACAAGCAGCCAUCCCGGCAGCUUAGAUGAUGGCGCAACCACCAACUUAUUCAUUGGCAACGUGCACCCAGACAUCGAUGAACACGGCUUGUGUGUGGCCUUUGGCAAGUACGGGCCCAUCGGCAGCGUCAAGAUAAUGUGGCCGCGCACGGCCGAGGAACACAGCAGGAACCGCAACACAGGCUUUGUCAGCUUUAUGAAUCGCGAUAGCGCCGCAAGGGCUAUCUCCAAUAUGGACGGCAGCGAUCUCGGCGGCUAUGAUUUGCGCGUAUGCUGGGGCAAGCGAGUGCCCAUUCCGUCAGAGCCCAUAUUUGUGCUUGACGAGUCUAAUCCCACCAGGAAUCCGUCGACAGGGUACCCAUUCAACGCUGUGGUGCCCAGGCAGAAGCAUGUGCAGUAUGCCAAGAUGAGCAUGCUCAUUGCUGAGGACGACGAGCAAAGCGAUAUACCCGAGGUUAUUGUCGAGAAGCCACUAGACCACCGGAUUGUUCGUCUGAUCCACUGGACCAUCGAUCAUGUGGUCGAGUUUGGUCCAGAAUUCGAAUACCUGCUGAUACUCCAGACAAAUGACGACCCGCGGUUCCAGUUCCUCGUGGACCAUAGUUCCCCCGAACACGUGUAUUACCGCUGGCGAAUGUACUCGCUGCUCAACGGCGACACGAAAAGCAAGUGGAACGAGGACAUGUUUUUCAUGUACGAUGAAGGGCCGAUCUGGAUACCGCCCAGUUCAAAGCAUAAGGUGCGCGACAUUGGCGAUGACAACGAAGGCGAUGGUAGUGAGGAAGAAAAAAGCGAAGGUGGGCCAGAUUCGGGAGUGUCAUCGAGCGAGGCGGAGGAGGAAGCCGAGCGUGACCAGGAUAUGGGCUCUCGGGAUACACUGGGCCGACGGGCACGCGAGCGACUGGAGCGGAGAGUGCACCGGGUGAGCGGGACUGAGCGCGGUGCAAUCGCUGAUGCCAUGGUUUUUGCCAUAGACCAUGCAUAUGCGGCCGAAGAUGUCGUCGAUGUCAUAUGUCGGUCUCUGCUGUCUUCCGACAGUUCUCCAGUGCAAAAACUAUGCAAGCUGUUUUUGGUGUCUGACAUCCUUCACAACUGCUCGGCGCCAGUUGCCAAUGCCUGGCGACUCAGGCAGGCGUUUGAGGUGCGGCUGACACAGCUGUUUGACGACCUGAGUACAGUUUAUAUGGCGAUUGACGCGCGGCUGAGAGCUGAGAAUUUCCGCAAGCAAGUGCUUGGUGUGCUAGCUGUGUGGGAGGCAUGGAUGAUGUUUCCCGAGGAGACUGUGCGCGCGUUGGCAGUCGCGUUUAUUAGAUAAAGAGAAGAUAGUGUAUUUGUUGUCUGUGGUUUAU
Kickxella alabastrina is the source of this 1727-nucleotide messenger RNA. RefSeq lists its product as uncharacterized. The coding region runs from base 215 to 1693 and encodes 492 amino acids. The record is from RefSeq and is a predicted model, not a curated record. Gene Ontology annotation, biological process: RNA processing. The transcript has a single exon. Gene Ontology annotation, cellular component: nucleus. Gene Ontology annotation, molecular function: RNA binding. NCBI's taxonomy places the organism in Eukaryota, Fungi, Kickxellomycota, Kickxellomycetes, Kickxellales, Kickxellaceae.